AUGUCGUCCGUGAACCCGGGUGACUUUGACUUUGAUAUUCUGGACGCCCGCGAGUUCGACGACGACUUUGCAAGAUUCUUGCAGUCUGACUUAUUGGAGAACAAGUGCCAGGGCAAGGUGAGAUUCAAAGGGCUGUUUGGCAAGCGAACGCAAGUCUUGGCUACAUUGGUCGACAUGAAAGCGUGUUCAGUCGAGGUUUUGGCUACGCUCACUGCACCAGGCGAAGGAGUCUAUUGUGUGAAGACUGGAGGAGAGAGCUGCAGUGAUUCACACAGCGAUGACACUGCAAAAGUAGGCGUUGGGCUGGUUGUAUUUUCGUGGCUCCGGGACGAGUUGUUUGAAGCUCAGCAUCUACGAAACACGACCACACUUGUGCUGCGAUUUCUGACUGUUUUGACUCCCGAUAUCAUCUGCUGCACAUCGACGUCAGACCUGGAGCAACUAGGAGCCGCCAUGAUUGACUCUGAGACGCAGCAAGAUGAAAGUUCAUACUCCGUUGCGUUCGCCAUCGAGAAGCAAGUCGAUGCACACGAUGGCACGAAGUGUGUGGCGCAUCAGUUUGUCGACCUGAAGGAUAAGUUGGAAGGAUGCUUGCGCGUGCGCUUGCUCAAAGGCAAUUACCCGGCGCUAGCUUUGACUAAAACAGUCAAGUCGGAGUUAUAUGUGGAUCAAUUUCAACGAAUAUUUCUUGCAUCUGCACAUCUGAAGUUUGCGGCGUGGCUGAAGGCUGAAUCAGAGCAACACCGGGUAGUAAUAAGCGGGACAAUCAACCGGUCAGCGACGCUCACCGAGAGCAUUCUCCGUGAGUUCGAUAUGUGGCCUGCAACGCAGCUUGCAGCCCUUUCCGAAAUAUGCGAGAGAAGCAGCCAAGAGCAUUUCGACAUGGCGGAUAGGCGACUGCAUGAAGAGAUUGAUCGACAAAGGGCAGUCGUGAAGGGGUUGUCGAAAGCACUUUUUCAGCUUGGUACUGGUAGCAGGGCGGAAGUGAACGCUAACGAGCUGACGGAACAGAAAAAAGCGAUCGCAGAGUAUGAGGCGUUUCGGAAAUGGUUGAGCACAAAGUGGAAGGUGGAUCGCAAACGGAGACCGCAUUUGGACAUUCCUACCCGCCUUCGAGAAGUCGAACGAGCUGUUUUUGAACUGUACUUGAACCACCAGGACGCAGAUCCGGGGACAGUAUUGAGUAUGUGUGCGAGCAGCUCGAAAGAACAGAUUUUGGACGCUGUGGCCAAGCGCCGUUCUACACAGCUACCAAGAGAUUGGAAGAACGAGAGUGCUGCCACUGAGUUAUACGGAGAAGAAAUUGCUGAACCGCUGUCGAAGCUGCAAAAGCAAUGGUGGCUUGCAAUUGAGAAAUGUCUACAGAUGGCGAUAGACGCUGAUUUGAAGUUGCUGAAAAGUGAACAGAAACGGGAGCGUGAGUCGGAUGCAAGCUCGGCACUCAUUAUCCAGAACCAGUUCGAGCAAUUGCGCCAAACGCUUCAGUCGAAACAUGGCUUGACGAUGAAGCUGAGUGCAAGUAUACGCAGGGGAAGAGUCACAUGUAAGGGCACGAAAGAGGUGAAAGCACAAGAAUCUCUGGUUGAGCAGAUCGUAAAGAUCGAUAUGGGACAAGGCGAGUCACAUGACACGCCCGUUGGUUUCGAGAGUCUUGGUCAGUACUUCCUGAAGCCCGACGAAGCUCAUGUGGCAAUGUUUACCGUCAAGGCACGAUCUGCGGUACAUGUUUGCACUUCGAUGGGGCGAAUGCUUAUCAAGUUUGUAUCUUUUCCACCAAGAAAGGACGGUUGCAAGUUAUCACAAGCGAACGAAACGACAAUCCACGCGCUCGGAAAGAUUGCGUCCGUGUGUGACUAUGAAAGCCAGUCUCGGACGCUGGCAUUCCUUGUGGGUGAUUCCGUGGGGCUGUACAAAUGUGACGAGAAUUUCAAGCGCAUGGAAAUGGUCAAAAUUGUCGACUUGACUGUUCGUUCGACAUUGACCGAUCUGCCGUUUACCGACGUGUUCUUGCUGAAGAGUACGCUAUACGUGUCGGACUCUAGUGGCUACUCUCAAGGUAUUGAUAUCCAUGCAGACCAAAUCAAUACUGCUGUGGUCGUAAACGACGAAAAAGAUGCUCGAACUUGUAGUCGUCUCAUGCCGUUUGCUGACAAGCUUGCUGUUGGAGUGAUAACAGUAAAGGCCGGGGUUGAUAGUAUGUUUGAAGCGCAGCUAAGAUGUCUCUCUCUCGAUGAUCACCGUCAUCUUCCUGUGCUUCCCCUCGAUGUCAAAUUCCUCACUGGUGAUCUGCAAGUGCAAUGCGUCGACGAAUGGAUUCUGGCAGUCGACACGGUAGCACAAGAGCUGCACCUGUUUUCAGUCGACGUGGCCGUGGAAAGUAAAUCGUUUCGGCUUCGACGAUUUGAUGAUGACGACGAAGAAGGAAACAGCCCGAACUCUGUCAAGAACAAAUCCCGUCUUCGAAAGAAGCACUGGCUGUAUACUUUUUACCACGUUUUCGAGAAGUUCCCUGUGACGGGACUAGUGGAUGAAGAACCACAACGACCUGUGGCCAUUCUCGGCACUUGUCCUAACGGCAAUAACCUCGGUGCCGCCCUGGAAAAUUUCCAUGAUUUCUUCUCGUUGUUGAUGAGCGAUCUGAUGGCACUCAAUAAGCCAAUGGGUGCGCUGAAUUUAACCGAAGGCCUUGGUGUACGUCAUGCGUCUCUGACUGGCGUGCGCAUGGAGUCCAUGCCGUUGUCGGCAUUUUUCAUGACGCUUGUCACGUUUUUGCCCAUCCAAAUUUGCCGUGCCGAGGCAAACACGCUAACGUUGUUGCGAGAUGGUAUGGACCAACCACAUGACGAUGCGGAAGGUGAGACGGACGAAGAUUCGUGGGGAACGGCAGCCAUCGCCGAAUCCAUUCGAUUCGGUCUUUUGUCCCCGCUACUGAGUGCGUGGCAAGGUCGUUGUGUUGUGGUCACGUCAAUGGGGAAGCAAUCUACGGGCAAAAGCUACUUUCUGAAUCACUUGACCGGAUCAUCGUUUGCAAUUGCAGGAAAUCGCUGCACUGAUGGGGCGUGGAUGACGCUGCGCAUCGUGAACGGUGUUUUGUUGGUCGUACUGGAUUUUGAGGGUCUAGGCUCGUUCGAGCGCACCGAUCAAGAAGACGUGUUUCUGGCGGUACUCAACGCAUCGCUCUCAAUGUUCACCAUUUUUCGCAUGGAGAUGCGGGUCGACAAAGAAGUUGACGAUCUCUUUACGAAAUUCCAGAAAGGAGUGAAUCUGUUGAAAAAUGACGAUCGUCUAUUCCAAGGAAGAUUGUACAUGAGUGUGAAGGACAUUAAUUUGAAUGACGGUAGCGGCGUUCUCUCGGAAUUCACGACGAAGAUUGCCAAAUUACUGAGGGCAAAUUCCGAGCAAAAUUUUCUCACCGACAUGUAUUCAGGAAAGGUCGACAUAAAUUGCUCUCCACCACUAGGAACUCAUGGAUACUAUUCCUCACUAAGACAUGCCAAGAACUUAGUGCAAAAGGUUAUUUGCUCGCAAACAGGUUCCCUGAAUGCUUACAGAAGCGGCGAUUCGUUUCACGACUGCAUUCGAUUGGUAUUGGCUAAGGUUUCGACUUUGGACUGGACAACCGUCGAUGAUACGUUGCAACAAUUGCAGACGAAGAACUUGCUUCGGAGGUUGCCUGGCGUGCUGCGCACUGGAUGUCUGAUACCAGCGGACUGUUACACCAAAAGCAGUGUGGCGAAAUGUCUGAUGCAGCCAGCGGUGAGCACAAAAAAUGAAGACGAAGUACUUCGAUUCAACACGCUUGCUCGAAACCACCCUGAAUGGCUACAAUGCUGGCCAGACGCUGGGUGUGAAAUUGCUGUUGACAGCAUUGAGGAUGGAAGCGUCGAUUUCGGUCCCUCGGUGUGCGAUGUGGAUGCUGCGGGUACGGAAGACAUCGAUCUGGUGCUUGUGGAGCUUUUCCAGCGGUAUCUAGAUUUGACAUCCAAAGAUGCAUCCGAGAGAAUCACGGGGGACGACUUUGCGCAUUUCGAUAUCUUCCUGUCGUUCUUGGUACGUCGCCGCAAGGCUAAGGUUGCUCUCUGGAUCAAGGAGUACGUGGGACCCGAUCAGUUCAUGGACGAAUGGGACGAUAUCGAGCAGUUGCACCUUGUCCCGUUCGAAGCACUUUUGCAACGUCACGCUUUCAAGGAGAAGAAGACAUGCCACGCUGUGCUGGCAAGGCUGGCCAUGAGGGCAAAUGCAAGUGCGGAAAGAGGGAUCAUACGUGCGGGAAUGUAUGCGGUUUGUCGCAUGCUCCGAAUUGUGAAACUGAUUGUGCACUGA
This is a messenger RNA of Hyaloperonospora brassicae, 4323 nucleotides long. The record is from the annotation of a GenBank genome assembly. Lineage: Eukaryota; Oomycota; Peronosporomycetes; Peronosporales; Peronosporaceae.